Messenger RNA from Plutella xylostella (diamondback moth), 1447 nucleotides. RefSeq names its product serine hydrolase BPHL. The record is from RefSeq and is a predicted model, not a curated record. Lineage: Eukaryota; Metazoa; Arthropoda; Insecta; Lepidoptera; Plutellidae. Gene Ontology annotation, molecular function: serine hydrolase activity.
AAAAGUUUCUUUUAAACUUUAUAAAAACAUAAUACAAUUUUAAAAUGAACUCAGCCGUAAUAAAAUUAACUAAAAUCAGCACAAACAAACGUUUAUUUAUGUUUAAAUUAUCAUAUCACAGUCAAGAAAAGGUCUAGAUAGUAUAGAAGAAACGUGGAAUGAAAAAAUCAAACAGAUAAUGUACAGCGUAUAUGGAAAGGAAAACUUACCUAAGUUGUGGAGGAAAUUUAGUGAUUUCAAUGAAUGUAUACUUAAAGAGAAGCGCGGCAAUAUCUGCCUCCACUUGCUGAAAGACAUCAAGUGUCCCACGCAGCUGAUAUGCGGACAAAAAGACCCGUUGACUAAGAUUGAGAACGGCUGGUUACUGCACGCUUUAAUUGAGAACUCCAGGAUACAUAUAUACCCAGAAGGCAAACACAACCUGCAAAACAAAUAUCCUGAAGACUUUAAUGUAAGAGUGCAGGAUUUCCUGAAGGCUGAUGAGGAAUUGUCGGGGAUUACGCUGACAACAUCGCAGUUCCUGAGAGAUGAUGAAGAGGAUAAUAAUAAAAUAGCGAAUGCAAACUUUUUUUAAUGAGACUAUUUUUUACUGAUUGUUAAAUUUGAAGUAAAUAAACAAAAUCCCAACUACUGUAAAUAAUGAAACAGUAAAAAUUUCCACAUGGUGUCAAAAUAAAUUUCAGAAGAACUAUGUAUUUUAUGGAUGGGGGAGAGUUGAAACAUAGCGAUCAGGCCGCCUAUUGUAUUUUUUUCCUCGUCUACAAUACGCAUUAUAAUAAAAUUAUAAAAUAUAUACAUUAUGAACAAGAUCUAUCAUGUGCAUUUGUUUAAGUGGUGUUUGAUUAAGUUAUUUGCUGCCAUGUAUUAUAUUCUAAUCUAUUAUUGUGUGUAUACAUUAGAAAGAAGUACCUAUUUAAAAAAUACAAAUUAAUUCCUUAUCUUUGUGUAACAGUAACUUUCAAGUUCUUACUCAAUAAACUGAGUGGCUAGAGAUACCGUGCUCUGAAGUCUAAAUAAGUCACGCUCGUAUGGCGUGGUAUGUUAAGCUUGGACCGCCUAACUUACUCACGAAGUUGUCCUUACAAGUGACAAGCCUUUCAACAGUUUCAACUGAUACGGGUUACUAAAAUUAACUAGUCAAGUUCAUUAAUAUGUAGAGGUACACUUGUACACUUUAGUAAUUUGUCCCAUUGCGAAUUCGAUUAGUUUGAAACGAAACUAUGUAUGUAUAAGUACCUAUAUGGUUGAGGUUAAUGUACGUAUAGAGUUAAACAGGGAUCGAUUCACUUUCUAAAAACUAAAGACAUUCAUAAUUAUUAUAAUAUUUUAUUUAAUUUAAGAUAAGUCUUAUUUUCGUUCAAAUUUUAUAUUUAACUUUAUUCUGUUAGGUACUUUAGUAUUUUUAUGUCUAUCUAUUUAUAGUGCUCUGUAUAAUGUUGUUAAUAAA